GUUGCUGUUGGUUUAGAUUUCAACUUGAGUCCGUGAAUCGUGUAUCUGUGUGUGAAUGAAUUUCGUUAUCUGUUAUUUACAAUAAUUAUUAUUUCUCUGUUAGAAACGAUAAGCAAAAACUAAUUCAAACACAGCAAACAUUGUGUUUACUAUAUUAAGUUGACCUUGUACAUGGGGCAAAGAAGUUUAAAGUGAGCAAUCAGAUCAAUCCUGGCCAAUAAAUGUUGUGUUUCUAAUUGUGGUUGAAAUUGCCAAGCAAAGAAGGCAAAAAAUAUAUCAAGUGGAAAAUUAGUUAUUUCAAGUUCAAAUCAAUUAAAAGAAUUUGAAUCGAUUUGUGAACAACUUCUACACUAUAUACUAACCUUAAUCGGAAAUUCGGCAAUAUGGACGAUGAAGUGAUUUUAAUACGGGAUAGCGACGACGACAGCUGCCAUACUUGGAUCGAAGAGGAAAGUGAAAGUCGCGGCCAGCUGACGCAGAACCACUCACACCACAUUACAAGCUUGUUCGUCAAUCAUUGGGUGAAUGGUAAGGUCAAGCCGGUAAAGGAACUGAACCUGGCAAAACAAAAAUACGUCGGAGGCCUCAAGGAGAAGCAGACAGACAGUCCAACGAUUGUUUUCGAAAAAACCGACGACAAAGAGAUGGACAUAAAGAAGCCGAAGACGGAAUCCUCGAAAGGCACUAAUAGAGACGAAAAUCAUAACCAUCGAUCUGGCCCUAAGAAGCAUCAUUCGUCUCAUCAUGGUUCUGCAACUUCAUCUCGUUCACAUCAUUCUUCACUGAAAUCGCAUCGUUCGUCACAUCACGAUGCAUCAGCCUCACUGAAAUCGCAUCGUUCGUCACAUCAAGAUGCAUCAGCCUCACAGAAACCAUCUUCAAGUAAAGCUAAAUCUCCGAAUAACAAGGAUUUAAAAAGGCGUUCAACUUCGUCAGAUCACAGUCAUUCUAACAAGAAAAUCCGUUUAUCCGACGAACGAACCGUGCAGCAUAACAAACAAACUGGAACCGGACAAUUGCCUUCCACUGGGGCUUCAACACCGUUAAAAGAAGUAGAUAUGUUCGCCAGUAGUUUACCGAAAUUUAAAAUACCAAAGCUUAGUAAGCCCCAAGUCAAGUUUUCCAAUGAAUCAACAUCAAAAACAAACUCGUCCGUGGGAUUAACAUUGGACACCAAAAAAGCGUCAUCUCAUUUGUCAAUGAACGAACCACAUAAAGAAAGACCCAUGUCGAAGGUACCUGAACGUAAUAGUUGCAGUACAUCCAGUUCUACGAAACCGCAUUCAACGUCAACAAACACCAAAGAAUCACGUAAAGAAAAAAUGGUAACGAAGGCACCUAAGCAGAUUGAUAGCAGUUCAUCUAGUGCGCCGAAACAACAUCCACCAUCAGCACACUCACGCAGUACAACGUCGAAAAAAGAGCACCGCAAAGGGAAAACACACGCGAAUGCGUCUGAACUUAAUCGUACAUCUAGUACUUCGAGAAAAAAUGCAUCUAAAGCAAAUACGUCACCUUCACUGCCGUCAAGAGCGCAUUCAUCCAACAAAGACACCCCAACAGUUCACUCGUCAAAAGAUCCGCACUCGUCGAAAGAAAAAUGCUCAGAAAGAAAAAGAGAAUCGACUGUACCUGAACUUGAUGAUAGUGUGGCUGCUGAAAUGAGCCCAAAGGUUGUUUUACAGCCAAUCAAAUUAAAUUUUUUGAAUCGAAAUUCUUCUGCGACUGAAGAUGACGAGGAAGAGGUCAAUAUUAGUGGUUAUACUAUGGUGCAGAGAAAAAAAAAAUUAAUAUUGAAACAAAACAUAGUCAUACAACCCAAAGAUCAAGUUUCUUCUACGAAAGUUGUUGCAGAUGAAGCUGACUCUCAUCAAGUUAGUACGAGUACAGAUGUUUAUAACACCGAUGACAAUGCUGUCACUAAUGAAUUUGAUGAAGCCAAUGAAAUUGACGCUGAUGGGGUUGAUGUCGCCGAUACAGUUGCUGCCACCGAGGCUGUUGUUGUUGUCGAUUCAGUCGCCGGUGAAUUUGCUGAUGAAUCAAUCCAAUCGCAAAUUGGCUCGUCACAACCAUUUAUGUCUGAUUUCUGUGCACAGAAGAACGACGAUGAAACUAAGGAACGUGUAGUGCAAUUAGAAAAAAAAAUAAGAGAGCAAGAGCAUGAGAUUGAGCGCUGGAAAACCAACAAUGAGGAGCUGAGACUGGUGGUUAAAGAACGGGAAAAGAGGAUAGCAGAACGUGAUUCCAUGGUUACAGAACGCAACUUGCGAUUAGAGGAUCGCGCUCAAAAAAUACAUGAGUUGGAGGCGGAGAAACAGCAACAGAAAAUCACGAUAGAUCAAUUGGACCACGAGUUAAAGCGUUUCAAACAGCAAGAGAUAACACUGGUCGGUUUGUUGAAAGAAAAAGCGGAUGAUUGUACGCAAAAUCACCGACCCAAAGCUAAGACGAGAAAGCGAAAAAUGUCAGAGUUGAUACUGCAACAUGAAAAAAUUGCGACCAUGAACAUCCCACCACAAGCAAUGAGACUACAAGGGGACGCACGCACUUCUCCACCACAACAUCGCUACAUUCUUCCUACAUCUACUUCUGUUAGCGGUGCGACGUUUAAUUGCAAUCGUCCUACAAUCACCGCUUUGCUUGCAUCGUCAACUCAACCUCCAACUUUCAAUCAAACUGUCUAUGCUAAUGCAGUGAAUUCGGCUUCUCAAAAUUCCAAUUCACUUGCCUACACAACCCAGCCAUCUAAUUCAAUUAGCUAUGCGAAUUCUACUGUAAUAAACAGCGAAGCUGGCCCUUCUUCGAGCACUCAAACCCCAUCCACUUUAACCGGACAACAAGGUUAUGGACAAAUUCGAAUUCAAGCAGAAAAUUUAGAUUAUACUGUAAAUGUGGAGCAACAACCACCGCUUGAUAUCAUUCAAAACCGAUUUGGACCACCUUCUGCAUCCCAAGUGGUUCGUACGCAAUUGACGAACCCAGUGACAAUGCAAUCUGAAUCACCGCAUAAUGCAACUACUUUCGGCAACGUACCCCUUACUCCGCAUCAAAAACUACCACAACAACCGGUAAGGAGGUCAUCGAUGUAUAUUAGAACAAAGACAACACCUUGCAACGUCAACAACAACUAUAAUCGUGAUUCAGUUGCAAUGGAUGGUGUGCUAGCUCAGAGAUCACGCAGAAUUAUGACGCAUGCGCCCGGAACAGAGGAUGGUGUGAUGUUGCAGCAAAGACUGCGUAAGUUUCAUGCUGAACAACUGCAGCAACAACAACAACAAUUGCAGCAGCAGCAACAACAACAACAACAACAACAACUGCAGCAGCAGCAACAACUGCAGCAACAACAACAACUGCAGCAACAACAACAACUGCAGCAACAACAACAACUGCAGCAACAACAACAACUGCAGCAACAACAACAACUGCAGCAAAAACAACAACUGCAGCAACAAAAACUGCAACUUCAACAACAUCAACGACUUCAACAACACCAGCGGCUUCAACAACAACAAUCACAACAACUUCAGCAACAACAAAAAAAGCAACAACCAAUUUUUGUCCACGGUUCGACAUUUCUGACGUCUCAGUCCUCAGUGAACAAUGAGCCGGUUUUUUUCUGUCUGGGAUGUCAAAAAACUGCCACUAUGGUAUGCGCGACAUGUAGAAAUUUCACUUCAUGUGAUCCAUUUUGCAGCCAAGUGAUCGCUCAAAAGCACAAAAAUGAAUGUGCCACCCCAAAUAUGGUUAGCAUUUCCAGUCUCUAAGUAAAUUUUUUAUUUGUUUUAGUGAAUAUAAGAAUUUUUAUUUUAAAUAUAAACGAGGUUUAUAACUCUGAAUUAUUGGAAUUUUCAUAGAAGAUAUUUUCUAUAUUUGAUUUAAAUUAGGACUCUUAAUGAUUAUUUCUUAAGUGACAUUUAUAUUUUCUUUGUGUU
This is a messenger RNA of Bradysia coprophila, 3932 nucleotides long. RefSeq lists its product as uncharacterized. The record is from RefSeq and is a predicted model, not a curated record. Lineage: Eukaryota; Metazoa; Arthropoda; Insecta; Diptera; Sciaridae.